CUGGCAGAGAGAGAGAGAUAGCAGCUCAUCUCAACACGCGCGCACGGGGCGGCAUGGCGGUCGUCAGCGGCGGGAAGCGCGCGCUCCUCGUCGGCGUGAGCUACAAGGGCGACACCAGCAGAGAGCUGACGGGCGCGGCCGAAGACGUCAAGAACAUGAACAGCCUCCUCAAAAAAUUCCUCUUCCCCGAGGAAUCCAUCCACAUGCUCACCGAGGAGUUGGGCGCCAAGGACCCGUUGAAGGCGCCGACGAGGGAGAACAUUAUGAAGGAGAUGCGGUGGCUGGUGGAGGGGUGCCGCGCCGGCGACUCGCUGGUGUUCCACUUCUCCGGCCACGGCCGGCAGAGGAAGGACGACAACGGCGACGAGGUGGACGGCCGAGACGAGGAGCUCUGCCCAGUGGACUACAAGGUGAGCGGCAACAUCUUGGACGACGACAUCAACGAUGCCAUCGUCAAGCCGCUCACCCAAGGCGUGAAGCUGCACGCCAUCAUCGACACCUGCCACAGCGGCACCAUGCUCGACCUCCCCUACCUCUGCCGCUUUAACAGAAUGGGUCUAUGUUCAAGAUACAAGUGGGUUGGCCAAACGCGUUGGCGACUAUCCCCAAAGAAAGAGUGGGCGAUGGUCCCCGUAGGCGGCCACGCCAUCUCCAUCAGCGGCUGCAAGGACUACCAGAAUUCUCUAGAGCCAGACAACACCCAGGCCGGCGGCGGCGUCAUGACAUGGAGCUUCCUGGAGGCAGUGGGAUCGCGGAGGACGAUGACGUAUGGGGAGCUGCUGGACUCGAUGCGGGCGAAGGUACACCAUAGGUUGCAGCAAAGCAGCUCCGGCAAGUGCCUCGUAACGGGCUGCCUCGGCUCGCUCGCCGCCAAGUGUCUCCCCUGCUGCUUCCUCAGCGUGCAGGAGCCGCAGCUCUGUUCGUCGAAGGAGUUCAACGUCUACGAGGAGCAGUUUAUCCUGUGACCGACCGCAUUGUCCCGGGCACAAGCUCCAUUCAGAUGAAAACCUCUGCUCCUCCAGCUCCAUUCUAAUUGCGGAUGCUGGAUAUCAUACACGUAGGCUCGCUUUCUUAAAAUAAAAUUUAAAUAUUAUUGUUCGUAGAAAAGAGUAUGAUAGUGUGAUAUCAAAAUGUGGACGAGGAAAAAAACCGUGUUCUAAGUAUCGUGUAUUAGCGAAGGAUAUAUGUUGCUCUGUUGCUGCGGCCAUGGCCAUGCAUGUGUGUUCUUACAAAAACUCAAGCGUGUGAUCAUAUUUAUAAUAAGGUAGCGCAGAGCGACGGAUUGGAACUGAAAUUGUGUAAUUGAGCGUGUACUUUGUAUUGUCCAAAUCUGUUUUUAUAAUUUGUAAGUUUGUUAAGCUUCGGUCA
Messenger RNA from Oryza sativa Japonica Group (Japanese rice), 1368 nucleotides. RefSeq names its product metacaspase-2. The record is from RefSeq and is a predicted model, not a curated record. Gene Ontology annotation, biological process: proteolysis. Gene Ontology annotation, molecular function: cysteine-type endopeptidase activity. Lineage: Eukaryota; Viridiplantae; Streptophyta; Magnoliopsida; Poales; Poaceae.